CGUCCGUCCCCCGCAACUUGAUUGUGAUACGAAAUACGAAUACGAGGGAGCGUCCGGAGUGCGACGCACUGACUGCCGAGUUUCGACUGCGGGUGUAGACCGGUCAAAUUCGCCAUCAGUUCUCGUAAAACUGUACGAACUGCGCCCGUGUUCGCAGCACCUCCUCGCGAAAAAGCACAUUUUUUCAACGUUUUUCCCGCGCGUUACCACUAUGGCAGCUACAGAAGAGCUCAGCGGAAUCCUAAUGAGGAGGCAGGCCAUAAAUGACAAACUGGAAGAAGGCGUUGAGGUCAAGCCCAAAUACAAAAUUGUAAAUGUUUAUACCGAAUUUCACGAAUUCUCCAGGAAGGAAAUAAAACAGUACGAGGACACGUUUAACAAAUUCGAUGAGGGUAAAGACGGAUACUUGGAUCUGAACGAGGUGAAACGAAUGAUGGAACGGCUAGGCGCCCCGCAGACUCAUCUGGGAUUGAAAGCCAUGAUAGCUGAGGUUGACGAAGACGGUGACAACAAAAUUAGCUUCCGAGAAUUCUUACUCAUUUAUCGAAAAGCCCGAGCUGGAGAACUGGAGACAGACUCCGGUUUGGAAGCGCUUGCGAGAUUAACGGAAAUUAAUGUCGAUCAAGUCGGCGUGAACGGAGCCAAAAAUUUCUUUGAAGCCAAGAUAGAAGAGCUUGCGAAAACUAACAAAUUCCACAAUGAAAUAAUCCAAGAACAGGAGGAAAAGCGGCGUGAGGCCGAGGAGAAGGCCUUGCGCAAGCAGAGGUUUAAGGAAAAAUCUGCCGUAUUUCAACAGUGAUAAGUGUGAAAUUCAAGGAACAUUGUAGUUAAAAUACUGAAUGUCGGAUAAAUGAAGGUAGAUUAGGAAAAUGAAGUGGUUUAGGCAUACUUUAAAAAUAUACAAAUUGUUAAACAUAGUGAUGUAACAUCUAGAUAGUGUUUAUAGCGAGUACAUAAAUUAUUCACUUGUGGUACGUUACUAUCAGAGUUUGUACCUACAUACCAAAUGAGUUUAUUUCAAAAAGGUUUAUUAUGUCUUUUGUGGUCGUGUCAGGUACCUACUAACCUAUAACUCUGAUAAUAAUAUUUUCAAAUUACAUUACUAGUAUGUCGCUAAGCUUCCGAUCUGAAUCUAUACCGGAACAACGAACAGUUUACCCAGUUUACUGUUUACCUUUUAAGUAAGUGUAUAAUUAUUACCUAAUAAAUAAGUUGUUGGCCUAUCUAGUCUGUAAGCUGUGUAGCUGUGUGUGCCUAUGAAGUCACAUGGCUUUAGGGAUAAAUGAUAAUUUGUUAAUUUUAGGCAAAUACAUAAAUACUGCGUUGUCCGGUCGCACAUUUUUUUAAAAUAAUAAUGUGUAAUCAACAGUGUUAUGUUUAAAUUGGAUGUUCUUAUUGUAAUAUUUGUGAUUUUGUCGCAGACAGAGGGCAUGGCAUGAGGGUAGGUAGAUAAACUGCUCGGGCGGUCGGAUCUCGAACGAUUGUUAUUAUUGGUGAUUUAGACUUUAGUCAUAGCGCAUAAAAAAUUUUAGGUAAUGUGUAUUGUGUGGUACAAAAUUAGAAAGAGAUAAAUGAAGAAAAAUGCGUUUAUUUUAAAUUUGUACCACUUACCACAAUGCAUUUUUCAAGUGUCCGAUGUCUCGACCGCUUAGGCAUGUCAAGACCAAAACCCAAGUAGAAGAAGCAUCAGAACAUCACUGCUACGUUUUUCAAAGCCUUGAAAAACUCAGUAUUAUGCAUGAACCAAGUAGGUAAAUGUAACAAAAAUAGUAUGAAUGAUAGGUUUCUCGUACAUAAAUAAAGCCUUUUAAAUUAAUAAUUCACGAAAAUACCUAUACAUCCAGCAUAAAUCUAUAGUUAUCUACUUUGUCCUUUGUUCUGAGCUGAUUCUUAUUUCGUCAAAAAAAUAGGUGUGUUAUGUGAAAUGGUUACAUAAUUAAGUUUUAACUGCUUUUGAGAGUAUUUAUCACAAACCUUACGUGCCUAACUGUAGAAAUAGAUAUAAAGAUGGUGCCUAGUACCUACCUACUUACACGAAUCUCCGAAAAAAAUCGUUAUUAAUUGUAUUAAGAAUACUGCUAUUCUUCUCACGUCGCAUUUGGAAAAGAAUACCAUCAAAUUUCGAUUACCUACCAUGAUAUAAAUUUGAAUCCUAUUAUGUGUUAUACUAGGCACCCAUCUACUUUGUUAAUUGCAUGUUUAAUAUUAUGUUAAGAAUUUAUUUAAGUUAUUAAAAGUGAUCUAAUUUUACUUAUCUAAACUGUAAUAAAGAAUGUUAAUUACAAA
This is a messenger RNA of Bicyclus anynana (squinting bush brown), 2286 nucleotides long. It is a transcript of the gene Swip-1, whose product is annotated as EF-hand domain-containing protein D2 homolog. The record is from RefSeq and is a predicted model, not a curated record. Bases 212 to 799 code for a protein of 195 amino acids. Gene Ontology annotation, molecular function: calcium ion binding. The transcript is spliced from 3 exons. Lineage: Eukaryota; Metazoa; Arthropoda; Insecta; Lepidoptera; Nymphalidae.